AUGAAUAAUGUGUUAGCUUUUCACUCUUCUGAUUGGAAUAGGGUUGGCGAGGUGAGAGCAGAACGGGAGACCGGGGAAGGAAGGAGUACGAAUGACGCGUUGGCCGCCUGGAGACUCUCCAGGCGAGAUCCUCGAAGCACACUCCACUUGUCCGAGUCCAAGUCAAGCUACAGGACCACGCCUAGCCUGAAUCUCAGAGCACCGAGGAGAGGCUAUUGA
This is a messenger RNA of Acaulospora colombiana, 219 nucleotides long. The record is from the annotation of a GenBank genome assembly. Lineage: Eukaryota; Fungi; Glomeromycota; Glomeromycetes; Diversisporales; Acaulosporaceae.